Messenger RNA from Akanthomyces muscarius, 3144 nucleotides. RefSeq lists its product as uncharacterized. Gene Ontology annotation, cellular component: mitochondrion; oxoglutarate dehydrogenase complex. Gene Ontology annotation, molecular function: thiamine pyrophosphate binding; oxoglutarate dehydrogenase (succinyl-transferring) activity. Gene Ontology annotation, biological process: tricarboxylic acid cycle. NCBI's taxonomy places the organism in Eukaryota, Fungi, Ascomycota, Sordariomycetes, Hypocreales, Cordycipitaceae. Bases 1 to 3144 code for a protein of 1047 amino acids. The transcript is spliced from 2 exons. The record is from RefSeq and is a predicted model, not a curated record.
AUGUUGAGAAACUCGCUCUGUAGAGCCAGCUCUCAGCUGCUCCGCGGCGCCCGCGUCUCGCCCGCCGUCUCCUCGCUCUCGACUGCUUGCACUCGUCCUUCAUCAUGGAAGGUCGCCGCCGCUCGCCGCUCGCUGGCCCUCACGGCUCGUCGCACCUAUGCGACGACCGACGCCUCCCACUCGGCCCCCGACCCCAACGACAACUUCCUCACCGGAAGCACUGCCAAUUACAUUGACGAGAUGUAUAUGCAGUGGAAAAAGGACCCCGAGAGUGUUCACGUCUCAUGGCAAAUCUACUUCAAGAACAUGGAGAGCGGCGACAUGCCCAUCUCCCAGGCCUUUCAGCCUCCCCCUAACCUGGUGCCCAACAUGACCGGUGGCGUACCUCGCCUUGGUGGUGGUCUCGCCAUGGAGGACGGCUCUGAUGUCACCAACCACUUGAUGGUCCAGCUUCUUGUGCGUGCCUACCAGGCUCGUGGCCACCACAAGGCCAACAUCGACCCCCUGGGCAUCAGAAACACCGCCGAAGGCUUCGGUAACAUCAAACCUAAGGAGUUGACUCUCGAUUUCUACGGCUUCACUGAGAAGGACCUGGAUACUGAAUAUACCCUGGGCCCUGGUAUCCUGCCCCGUUUCAAGCGCGAGGGUCGCGAGAAGAUGACUCUUCGCGAGAUCGUCGCCGCCUGCGAAAAGAUCUACUCUGGCUCCUACGGUGUCGAGUUCAUCCACAUUCCCGACCGCGAAAAAUGCGACUGGCUCCGCGAGCGUCUCGAGGUGCCCCAGCCCUUCAAGUACUCCAUUGACGAGAAGCGCCGUAUCCUCGACCGACUUAUCUGGAGCUCCAGCUUCGAAUCUUUCCUCAUGACGAAAUACCCCAACGACAAGCGUUUCGGUCUCGAGGGUUGCGAGACCCUCGUCCCCGGUAUGAAGGCCCUCAUCGACCGUAGUGUCGACUACGGCGUCAAGGACAUUGUCAUUGGUAUGCCCCACAGAGGCCGUCUCAAUGUACUCUCGAACGUCGUCCGCAAGCCCAACGAGUCCAUCUUCAGCGAGUUUGCUGGUACUGACACAGCUGAGGAGGGCUCUGGUGACGUAAAGUACCAUCUUGGUAUGAACUUCGAGCGUCCUACUCCCUCGGGCAAGCGCGUCCAGCUUUCUCUUGUCGCCAAUCCUUCUCACCUGGAAGCUGAGGACCCUGUGGUCCUUGGCAAGACCCGUGCUAUCCAGCACUACAACAACGACGAGAAGGCCCACCGCACUGCCAUGAGCGUUCUCCUGCACGGUGAUGCCGCUUUCGCUGCCCAGGGUAUCGUCUACGAGUGCCUUGGCUUCCACUCUCUGCCCGCCUUCUCCACUGGUGGUACCAUCCACUUGGUUGUCAACAACCAGAUUGGUUUCACCACUGACCCUCGUUUCGCUCGUUCCACUGCUUACUGCACUGACAUCGCCAAGGCAAUUGACGCCCCCGUCUUCCACGUCAAUGCUGACGAUGUCGAGGCCGUCAACUUCGUCUGCCAGCUUGCUGCCGACUGGCGCGCCGAGUUCCAACACGAUGUCGUCAUUGACCUAAUCUGCUACCGCAAGCACGGCCACAACGAGACUGACCAGCCCUCGUUCACGCAACCCCUCAUGUACAAGCGCAUCAACUCUCAGGUUCCUCAGAUCGAUGUCUACGUUGACAAGCUGCUGAAAGAAGGCACCUUCACUAAGGAAGAUAUCGAGGAGCACAAGCAGUGGGUCUGGGGCAUGCUCGAGGAGAGCUUCUCCAAGUCCAAGGACUACACCCCCACGUCCAAGGAAUGGACCACAUCCGCCUGGAACGGCUUCAAGUCUCCCAAGGAGCUGGCUACCGAGAUCCUUCCCCACAACCCCACCAACGUUGACAAAAAGACUAUUGAGCACAUUGGUGAGAUCAUUGGCUCCGCUCCCGAGGGCUUCACCGUGCACCGCAACUUGAAGCGCAUUCUCAACAACCGUACCAAGUCUGUUGUCGAGGGCAAGAACAUUGACUUUCCCACUGCCGAGGCUCUGGCCUUUGGCACUCUCGUCACUGACGGUUACCACGUUCGUGUUUCCGGCCAAGAUGUCGAGCGUGGUACCUUUUCUCAGCGUCACGCCGUCUUUCACGACCAGGAGAAUGAGGCUACCUACACACCUCUCCAGCACAUUAGCAAGGACCAGGGCAAGUUUGUCAUCUCCAACUCUUCUCUGAGUGAGUUUGGUGCUCUUGGUUUCGAGUAUGGCUACUCCCUGUCAUCUCCCAACGCUCUUGUCAUGUGGGAAGCCCAGUUUGGUGACUUCGCCAACAACGCUCAGUGUAUCAUUGACCAGUUCAUCGCCUCCGGUGAGGUCAAGUGGAUGCAGCGCAGCGGUCUCGUCAUGUCUCUGCCUCACGGGUAUGACGGACAGGGUCCUGAGCAUUCCUCUGCCCGUAUCGAGCGCUAUCUUCAGCUUGCCAACGAGGACCCCCGUGUCUUCCCUAGCGAGGAGAAGCUUGCUCGCCAGCACCAGGACUGCAACAUGCAGAUUGCUUACAUGACGACCCCUGCAAACUUGUUCCACGCUCUGCGUCGCCAGAUGGAGCGCCAGUUCCGCAAGCCUCUCAUCAUUUUCUUCUCCAAAUCCCUCCUCCGUCAUCCUCUCGCCCGCUCAAGCCUCGAGGAAUUCACUGCUGAGGAUGCUGGUUUCCAGUGGAUCAUCCCCGACCCUGAGCACCAGACUGGCACCAUCAAGUCUCCUGAGGAGGUUGAUCGUGUCAUUCUCUGCACUGGUCAGGUCUGGGCUGCUCUGCACAAGUACCGUGCCGACAACAAGAUCGACAACGUUGCAUUUACCCGCAUCGAGCAGAUGAACCCCUUCCCCUGGCAACAGCUGAAGGAGAACCUCGACAUGUACCCCAACGCGAAGACCAUCGUCUGGGCCCAGGAGGAGCCUCUCAACGCCGGUGCCUGGAGCUUCAUGCAACCCCGCAUUGAGACUCUGCUCAACCAGACCAAGUACCACGACCGCAAACACGUCAUGUACGCUGGCCGUAGCCCUAGCGCGUCCGUUGCUACUGGUUUGAAACACGUCCACAGCAAGGAAGAGAAGGACCUGCUCGAGAAGGCCUUUACUGUCAAGCAGGACAAGCUCAAGGGCGAGUAA